Molecule: messenger RNA, 1485 nt
Organism: Salvia splendens (bonfire salvia)
Lineage: Eukaryota; Viridiplantae; Streptophyta; Magnoliopsida; Lamiales; Lamiaceae
Product: serine/threonine-protein kinase-like protein At3g51990
Exons: 1
Coding region: 276-1364 (362 amino acids)
Biological process (GO): protein phosphorylation
Molecular function (GO): ATP binding; protein kinase activity
Source: RefSeq, a predicted model, not a curated record
AAAUGGAUAAAUAGGAUGGGGUGGAAGGACAAAGAAUUGCAUUAACUGGAAGAUGUCAAGAGCAAUAAUAACCAAAUCUUGAGCUUGGAUGCCAUUCCAAAUACUCCUUGGAUUCCAUUUUCAUCUCUCUCUCUCUCUCUCUAAAAAAAGAAGCUACUACUACUAUAUCCAUAUACCAUAUUGAUUCAUCACAUGCAACAGAAACAGAAACAGAAACAGAAACAAGAACAGAGAGCUAAUUAGCUUUACCUCCAUUCCAUCAAUGUGAAUGCCGAAUGGGGUACCUCUCCUGCAAAACCGACUCCUCCAUCUCCACCUCCACCUCCGACCCCUUCCAAAUCCAAGAAUUCACCUACAAAGACCUCCAAUUAGCCACCGCCAACUUCUCCGACUCCAAGCUCCUCGGCCGCGGCAGCCACGGCCUCGUCUACAAGGCCGUCCUCCGCUCCGGCCGCCUCGUCGCCGUCAAGAAGCCCUCCUCCAACGACCUCGACAAUGAGAUCGACAUCCUCUCCUCCCUCCACAGCCCCUCCCUCGUCAACCUCCUCGGCUUCUCCACCAAUUCCCACGGCCGCCGCCUCCUCGUCGUCGAAUUCAUGAGCAACGGCACUCUCUUCGACGUCCUCCACACCAACCCCCGCCCCCCUACCUGGCCCCGCCGCCUCCGAUUGGCUCUCCAGACCGCCCGAGCCGUCGAAACCCUCCACUCCUCCUCCCCUCCCGUCAUCCACCGCGACAUCAAAUCCGCCAACGUCUUAAUCGAUCGGAAUCUCAACGCUAGGCUAGGCGAUUUCGGCCUCGCCUUGCGCUGCGUCGACGAUUUCCGCCUCCGAUCGACUCCCCCCGCGGGGACCAUGGGCUAUCUGGACCCCUGCUACGUCACGCCGGAGAAUCUAAGCACGAAGACCGACGUAUUCAGCUUCGGAAUCCUGCUGCUGGAGAUAAUCAGCGGGAGGAAGGCUCUGGAUAUGGCGAAUUCGCCGCCGUCGGUGGUGGAUUGGGCGAUUCCGCUGAUUAGGAAGGGGAAAUUCAUGAGCGUGUACGAUCCUAGGGUUCCGGCGCCCAGGGAUGCGAGGGUGAGGAAGAUGGUGGCGGUGGUGGCGGCGAAAUGCGUGAGGCCGUGCAGGGAGAGGAGGCCGUCGAUGAAGGAGGUGGCGAGGUGUUUGGGUGAGCUGAGCAAGCUCAAUUCUUGGAAUGGAUUAUCGAAUCCUUGCAUCAUGGGGGAGGAUGUGGGAAUCGUUGGAACGCCAUUGAAGAAUCAGCAGCUGGAGUUGGGGGUUCGAAGCAAUUUGAUGGAAUUGAUGGCUAGCCCUAAAUCUCAAAUUAGGGCUAAAACUACAAGGCUCCCAAAUCUUAGAUUUUAAUUUGGGAUAUUUGUUAAACAUUGUGAUUAAGCAGCUCCAAAGUGUUUAGUUCAUUGUUUAACGUAAACCACGAAAUUUGUUCCAAUUCAAUAACCCUCUAAUUUUGGGUACAAUUCUUUCA